Molecule: messenger RNA, 2205 nt
Organism: Lingula anatina
Lineage: Eukaryota; Metazoa; Brachiopoda; Lingulata; Lingulida; Lingulidae
Biological process (GO): cell-matrix adhesion
Molecular function (GO): calcium ion binding
Source: RefSeq, a predicted model, not a curated record
AUGGACGGACUAAACUACACCUUUAACGGCCUGGGAGAGUUUACGUUACUGGACGUCGAUAGCGGAGAGAUGCAAGUUCAGGCGCGGACGAGAAAGGUGUCAGACACCUCAAAGGCUACGGUCUUCUCCAGUGUUGCAAUACAGCUUGUCAACCACAGUCUCAUUCAGGUGAACCUGAAAAACGGUACUGAGGAAGAACUGGAGGUUUUUAUAAACUGCACCAUGAUUGACAUUGGGAACUUCACCAAUGACACCAGUACACAUUCUUUGCUGUCGUAUACCGGUGCAUUAUCAAUAAGCUUCGCAGUUCCUGUAACCUUUGAAAACCGUACUAAAGGCCUGAUGGGCGUGUUUAACAACGACAAAAGUGAUGACCUCACGCCUAGCAACGGUGCACCAAUACCUGAGACGUCGUCAGAAGCUGAUAUAUACCACCAGUUUGGAAUAACGUGGAUGGUUACGAACGAAACAACCAUAUUCUGCUACCAGGCUGGCGAGAGCUACGAGAUCUACAACUUCCCGGAUUUUACACCUAUGUUCACUGACAACAUAACGUUCGCUAACGCUACUCUUCAAGCGGCAGCUGAAGACCUCUGUGGAUCUGAUAUGUCAUGCCUCUUUGAUACAGCACAAACUGAAGAUCUCAGUUUUGGCGAGGCAAGUCUCAGUGAGAAAAUUGCCAGUGACAGAGCUACCUUAGACUUAGAUAAUUUCCCUCCAAAAAUCACAGGGCCAAGAUCGCACAAGGUCGAUCGUGGUGUAUUGACCACCAUAACAACGAACGUGUCAGACGCCAAUGGUGACACUAUGACGUGCCAGCUCGAGACAAAUGGCUCCACUUCUGCCAACCUAUCGCAAGUUUCUGGCGACGAAUAUAAUGUGGACAUUCUCAUCAACUCCAUCUCGGAGGAGCUAAAUUUGAAGUUGAUAGCAAAGGACACCAAUGACGCCAGGAGCUCCUACCAGCCUGUGAUAGAAUACUGUCCUUGUGAAAACGGUGGCACUUGCGCAUCACUUACAGCUUCCGAGCUGGAAGAAGCGUCUUCAUACUUCAUCGUCUUGGAAUGUAUAUGCCCGGACAGUUACACGGGGACGUACUGCGAAAGUGACAUCGACGCAUGCGCAGAGAACGCAGAUCCCUGUUAUCCCGGGGUUCGUUGUCAAAAUGACCCUCCACCACGUAAUAUAACUGGGUACACGUGUGGGCCUUGUCCUGAAGGUUAUACUGGGGACGGGAAAAUAUGCGACGAUAUAAACGAAUGUGUCAAUGGCAGUGAAUGUGACCACAUCUGCAUCAACAUUCCGGGAUCAUACGCUUGCUCUUGUAACACGGGCUAUCAGUUGGCUGCUGAAGGGCGCUGUGACGAUGUGAAUGAAUGUGUCCCAGCCAGUGACUGCUCCCAGACUUGUAUUAACACGGAGGGUUCCUACACCUGUGGGUGUGACACCGCCUUCUCCCUCCAGGCUGACGGCAAAACUUGUGCUCCCACCACGGUUUGCACCACUAAUAUCGGCUGUGAUCUGGUGAAUGGCUGGUGUUACGUAGAUUCAGUCGGAACCAAUCAGUGUAGUUGUAAGAAAGGCUUCACUCUUACUGGAGGAACCCAAUGUAACGAUGAGGACGAGUGUUCUACCGGAGCAAACAGAUGUAACCAGCAGUGUGUGAAUACUGUGGGCUCCUACAACUGUUCUUGUAACGGAGGCUACACCAUGUCAACUGAUGGCUACACCUGCAAAGACAUAGAUGAAUGUAACCAGUUAGCCCCGGUGUGUAACUCUACGCAACUGUGUAUUAACAGUCCUGGUGGAUAUAGCUGUACCUGUCCUACAGGCACCGUGGAUAUCGGGGGCGAGUGUAGACAGUUGGCCGAUAACGUCAUGCCGGCCGCCGAUGAGACCAGGACUCCAAGCACAGACGAGAGAGAGAAUGCUGUUAGAAUGUCCGCCCAAAUGGAUAUAUCUGACUAUACGGUUGCCGUGGAUACGGCCGUUACUACAACGAUAGCUUCCGCGGCAACUACCUACUGCGCAGGCGGGAACUGUUCUUUAAUCUCAGGAACGGCGACAACGCGACGAAGGAGGUCCACGCCCACCCUUACCUUCAGCUACAACUUCGUUCUGCGUGUGCCAGGUUACCCAGCACCAUCUAGCGAUGACCCCACCUCCAUAGAUCUGCACACUACUAUAAAAUUCAAGCACAUCUGA